UGCAGUUGUACACCGCGUCCGGGUCGCAGUAGAAUAUGAAAUCUGCAGCAUACCGUAGCUUCCAACUCCAUAUAUAAUUUUAUUUCUUUCUUUCAUCUUCUUCCAAGAAUCAAAUCUUUGAAACAGCGAAGAAUACAAAGAGAAAGAUCAGAAAAAGUUUAAAGAAAUGGGAGAUUGCAGGCCAUUAGGGUUCUUGCUGGGACUGCCAUUUGCUUUGGUUGCUCUGCUUUUGUCUCUCGUUGGUGCUGCUGUCUGGAUCAUCGGGAGUGUACUGAGUUGCUUGUGUCCAUGUUGUGUAUGCUGUGCUGGUCUGGCGAAUUUGGCAAUGGACCUUAUAAAGCUUCCUUUCAAAAUACUCAAAUGGUUCACUCAUCAGAUCCCUUGUUGAUUUCUUCUUUUCAUUCUGCUUGUUUUCUUUUGUUUUCCUUUUUUUUUUUUUUUUUUUCUCAAGGGUUUAUAGAUUUAUUUUAACUCUGUAAUUUUGUAAUUUCUUUUAUUUCUCAGUGUUUUAUUUUUCCAUAUUUAUUAUAUUGAUUUUUGGAUUGUAAAAUGUUGGAUUUUGACCAUUAUUUGUAUUGGAUUCUUUUCUCCUGUAUUAUUAUUGAAUAAUUCAAAUACAUGUUU
Messenger RNA from Manihot esculenta (cassava), 624 nucleotides. RefSeq names its product signaling peptide TAXIMIN 2-like. Lineage: Eukaryota; Viridiplantae; Streptophyta; Magnoliopsida; Malpighiales; Euphorbiaceae. The record is from RefSeq and is a predicted model, not a curated record. The transcript has 2 exons. Bases 167 to 388 code for a protein of 73 amino acids.